Penicillium angulare is the source of this 1938-nucleotide messenger RNA. RefSeq names its product mediator of RNA polymerase II transcription subunit 17. Gene Ontology annotation, cellular component: mediator complex; core mediator complex. The transcript is spliced from 2 exons. Gene Ontology annotation, molecular function: transcription coregulator activity. The coding region runs from base 1 to 1938 and encodes 645 amino acids. Gene Ontology annotation, biological process: regulation of transcription by RNA polymerase II. The record is from RefSeq and is a predicted model, not a curated record. Lineage: Eukaryota; Fungi; Ascomycota; Eurotiomycetes; Eurotiales; Aspergillaceae.
AUGUCGGAUUCCUUCACCCUACCUCUUCGAUCCGUCUUGGAGCGACAAGGCAAUCCCGACACCUUGCCAGUCGAAAUCGCCCAGAUAGCCGAGCAUUGGGGUUCCUUCCGAGAUGUCAACGAGGAGAUUCUCCACGCCAAAAUAAAGGAAGAAAGGGAGGACGAUGGGAUACAAGAUUCCGAACAUGAUGAUCAAGAAACGAGCGACCUCGACACCACAGAGCGCAUUGAACAAUUAUACAAGAAGCGAAACGAAAUCACCCAAUUCGCCGUACAAUCGCAUAUGGAAGCUUUGUUCGCUCUUGAUUUCAUUUCCCUCCUCCUAUCGAAAAACGCCCCACGCCAAGCUGAAACCUCUAUCUCCGCAUACUUGAAACAAGUCGCACCUCUUGGCUCCCUUGAUGCUGAGGCAGUCAACCCACCUCCGAAGUCAGAAUCGGCUACAAAGGAUAUAUCGACCGUGUCAAGGGGAUGGAGGAUUCAAAACUUCAAUUCGGCAUCGAGCAAACUCUUGAAGGCUGCCUCCAGACUUGAGACGGAGGUCACAUCAGAGACCCGGUAUUGGAACGAGGUAUUAGCAGUCAAGGACAAAGGGUGGAAGAUUUGCCGGUUGCCGCACGAGAGACAAGCACUGGGUGUGCAAUAUGGGUUCCUGGAAGCUACACCUGUCUUUCGCGACCGUGGUCUGGCUUCCUUACGGCGGUCAGAGGAUGGAAGUUUAAUCUUGGAUAAGGGUCUGAUUCCUUCCGGAGUUCGAUUUGUUCGAGUACGUGUGAGGCAAGGAUCACUCAUCACGAGCAGUACUAAUCCACGGGCUACAACAUCUGAUAACGCGGAAUCGGUUGAGCAACGUAUUCUGCAAGCGCGGGACUCGGUCUUCGAGGAAGAACUGUUCCAUGAAUUAGUUCGUGAAGCUCGAUCCAUGGCUAGCUGUGGCGUGACGACCCGUCAAAACCUCAUUCAAGUCCCUGCAUCCGACGAUACGGAAAUCUUAUUGGAUUUGGUAGAUGCGAAUGAUGAGAGUCUCGAGGCCGACCAGAACUCUACAGAAGCAGAUAGGCUUCUUGCGGACGGCUUAGCGCACUCCAUGCGCAUUCUUCUUGCUUUCGCUCAUCGCCAGAAUCUACGUCGUCGCACGCAAGUACCGCCACCACUGACCUCUAAGAAGCGGCCGACUCCAGAAUAUCACCUCCUUCGCCCCGCUCUUGCUUACUUCCAACAUCUUGUGCAACUCUGCUUGUUGAACUCAUUUCUCCAAGAUAUAACGUCUGUUUUCCGUUUAUCUGGAUUGGAGCUUCCCGAAUCGGAUAUCAAUGCAUUCACUAACAAAACCUCCCUCCGUCCUUCUCCUUCAACACCUACAGUUGAAGCACUUGUUCAAAAGUUCCUCAUGCCAGUCGAAUCGGUGUUUCAAGUGAACCUCAAGAGUCACAAUUCUUUCAAGAUUACAAUCCGAACCAAUCUAUCUGCCCCGCCAUUCGGAACUUAUUAUGAUGUGUCCUUCAACUUCCCAUCCUUCUCUGAUCUCAAGUCUCCAGGCCCCAUUGGCUUGAGGGAUGAGGUUGAAUCUGCGAUCACUCAUGCCUUGCUACUAGAAGUUAUUUCCCGCAUUUCCUCUGCGGAUCUACCAACGGGGGGAAAGAGUCCAGAUGGUGUCUCCAAAUCAUGGAACGCAAUUUAUCCUCACCUUGGCGAACUGUUACUCUCUGGUAGCAGCAGCAGCUCCUCAAAAUACAAGAAGAUGAAGGUCAACCUGUCUCGCCAUGACCUCUCCCUUUCAACUUACUUUGUGCGCGGUGUGGACGGUUUUGGACGUGGAACUGGAGAGCAACGGUCUCAUUCCGAGUCAAAUACAUGGAACUCGCCCCGACGGUCCACAGAAAGUGCAAAUGGCCAUACUUCCAUGAUGGAAUUUGUCAUAGCUGAAGGCACAAAUUGA